AGCCGUGGAGGUGUUACGAAGUAGGAAGUACCACUCUGAGUCAGCGUGCUAAGUAUAACCAAAUAUCUUUAAUUACUCAUGUUAAAAAUGGACAUAUAAUAUGUCACUGUGAUGAUAUAGGAUUUGUUUGAGAUUUUAACCUGGAAUCGGAGUCUGGGAUCUACAUUAACCGGACAGGUAUUUAGAACGUAAACACACCUGAACCAUCCGGCAGUGUUUAUCGAAGUGAGUGUUUACGACGCUUAUCGUACUGUUAUUUGCUAUGUGAAACACAGUACACAUCGAUUUGUCAAUAUUUCACAUGAGACUUACCUGAUAUAGACACACCUGUACGUAUAUCAGUGUUAUGUACCUCUAAAACAUAAAACAUGCCUUCAAAGAAGGAACGACUUCAGGUUCUAUCACAAAUAUGGUCAACACCCACCCCAUUUGAUAUAGAUUUUUUUGACAAGGGGAAUGAAGUUGUUGUUGUGACGUCAUACAAGGGAGACGUAACGUCAUGGUGGUUACGUAUUUUCCAAGCUCUGUACCCUGAUAAAGUGUACAGAGAGAAAGCUGACGUCACGAAGAUCAAACCUUCAGAAGGAGUGACACUUAAAGUCAAUAAGCGUACAGGAAUCAUGAAGGUCAGUGGUAAAAACCACUGGCGUUGGAUGGUGGACAACUUCUCUGAGGUGUUGGACCAGGGUAACGCUGACGCACAGGAACUUGAGGAGCAACAAUCUGUAGCUGACUCAGUUACUCGUUACCUACAGCUCGACAAAAACGUGGAAGAGGUGCAGGACUUACUUGACAUGAUACCAGAAGGAGGAGGCAUCAUGCAGCAUGAUUUUAUCAUGCGGCUUUGGAAGAGCCUGAUCGAUGAUUGGUUUGGAUGUGGAGCUACUUUAUACAUUGUGACACCUCGUAUUGACGAGGAGAGACUAUUCCAAAUUUUUCUCCUGAUGAUUCGUAACAAAGGAACGGCGUUCAAUGUGACCUUGGUAACACCAGAAAAGUCACCAGAAGGUGAGAAAUUCAAGAAAACCCUAUCAGUUACACAGAGGAUGAUGAAAAAAACGCGGACUCCAAGAGCGCAGAAAAGAUUAGUGUCAGAUGUGAAGAUGCAAUGGGCUAUGGAAAAUCUAAAUGUCCACAAUGAGAACUUUUCCACAAACUUUAUAGCUGCCUACAAAGAUGAGGAGGCAGAAGUGCUCACCACAACUGCCCAUUUCCAUAAAAGUCAUUUUCACACCAACCAGAAAGACAACGUGUGCUACAAUAAACUCAGUACCCAGGACCUAAAGAGAAACUACCUGUUCCCCCUAGGUGUGACCACAGUCAAUUACUAAUUCAGUGGAGUGUCUAAUACUAUAUAUAGAAUCAUUUUAACUGCACAAUUAAAAGUUCAUGACUAAUAAUGAUGAGGUGACAUCAGAAAACUAUGCACCUUCCUAGACCUCACCACAUUCCUUGUGUAAUACUGAUUUCAGGAUGACUUUUUAUAUGUUAACCUAUAUAGCUAGAAUGGUUAUAAUUGUAAGUUAUUGUGACUAAUUGAGAAGGCAAGGUACAAUUAAGUGUGUAAUUACUAAUUAGCCAUAUGCAUGUUCAUAUGAGAACUCUUAUCUUCCUCUCAGAAACUUUGGAAACAUUAUAUAGUUCAUGUUAAGACCGGUUUGCCUCAGUUUGUCACAUUUUGAGUCAUCAAAACCAUUCAUAUGCUUUAUUUAAUUUCUUAUGUAUAUCAACCUUAUACAUAUAAACAUAAUUUGGUAACACAUUUUUUGUCAGUAACAUCAAGCUUGUCAAAACUUUUCAUGAUAAUUUUAAGCACUGUCUACAUGUACCUAAACACAUAAGGAAGUACAUUCACUGAGCUUUAUAAUUUUUAUAGUAUUUCUGUAAUACAAUGUAUAUAUCAAAGCACAUUUCAUUUAGUGCAAAAUAUUACAAUAUAUCUACUCAUUAAUAGACAAUAAUGAAUUAUGAUUAAAUUGUGUAAUGAAUUUGAA
Pecten maximus is the source of this 1994-nucleotide messenger RNA. RefSeq lists its product as uncharacterized. The transcript has 2 exons. The record is from RefSeq and is a predicted model, not a curated record. NCBI's taxonomy places the organism in Eukaryota, Metazoa, Mollusca, Bivalvia, Pectinida, Pectinidae. The coding region runs from base 369 to 1331 and encodes 320 amino acids.